Cyprinus carpio (common carp) is the source of this 866-nucleotide messenger RNA. RefSeq names its product eukaryotic translation initiation factor 3 subunit H-B-like. The record is from RefSeq and is a predicted model, not a curated record. Gene Ontology annotation, molecular function: translation initiation factor activity. NCBI's taxonomy places the organism in Eukaryota, Metazoa, Chordata, Actinopteri, Cypriniformes, Cyprinidae. The coding region runs from base 178 to 849 and encodes 223 amino acids. Gene Ontology annotation, cellular component: cytoplasm; eukaryotic translation initiation factor 3 complex. The transcript has 9 exons.
AGAGAGAGAGAGAGAACGCACAUAACACGCUGAUGCAGGUGGUGAUGAAGAUCAUCAAGCAUUACCAGGAGGAAGGUCAGGGCAGUGAGGUGGUGCAGGGGGUGCUGCUGGGGCUGGUGGUGGAGGACAGGUUGGAGAUCACCAACUGCUUCCCUUUCCCUCACCACACAGAGGACAAUGCUGACUUUGAGGAAGCCAGGCCCUUCUGGACUCUCAGUUCAGCUACCAGCACGCCAUCGAGGAGUCAGUUGUGCUUAUACAGUAUAUGAUCCCCUCAAGACAGCCCAGGGUUCUUUGUGUUUGAAAGCCUACAGGUUGAACCCAAAACUCAUGGAGAUCUGUAAAGAGAAGGACUUCUCAGCAGAUGGGCUGAAGAAGGCUAGUGUGGUUUAUGAGAACAUGUUCGAGGAGGUGCCCAUUGACAUCAAGAACUCUCAUCUCAUCAACUUUCUGCUGUGGGAGCUGGAGGACAAAUCCCCUGCUGCAGACAAACACGAGCUCUUGAACCUUUCCAGCAGUACUCAUCUGGAGAAGAGCCUGCAGAUGCUGAUGGACCGCGUGGAUGACAUGAGUCAGGACAUUGUCAAGUACAACAACUACUGCCGCAGUCUCAGCAAGCAACAGCAACAGAAACAUCAGUACAUUCAGAGGUGGCAACAGGAGAACGCACAGAGACAGAGCCGAGGGGAGCCUCUGCUUCCUGAGGAAGACCUGAGUAAGAUGUUCAAGCCGCCUCCACGAAUGGACACCCUGCUCAUUGCUAAGAUCCUGACACGAACCAAGAUGUCUUCUCAGCUGAUGAUAAACAGUGUUUUUACCAAGGAGAUAACAGUGUCAAGAAGAGCUUGAGAUGAAAGAUAACAUGA